Molecule: messenger RNA, 504 nt
Organism: Wasmannia auropunctata (little fire ant)
Lineage: Eukaryota; Metazoa; Arthropoda; Insecta; Hymenoptera; Formicidae
Product: coiled-coil-helix-coiled-coil-helix domain-containing protein 7
Exons: 3
Coding region: 23-325 (100 amino acids)
Source: RefSeq, a predicted model, not a curated record
CCCUCAGUCUUGUGUCGACGAGAUGGAUAGACGAGGAGAUUCGCGUGAGGCUACGGAACGAGCAGAUGUGACGAGCGGGCGCACCUUACGACGUAAUCAAGAAGUGGACAAUCCCUGUUACAAGGAGCACCUCCUGUCCCUGAGGUGCCUCGAUUCCAACCAGAAGAACCACAACGUGUGCGAGCCGUAUUUCUACAAUUACAAGAACUGUAAAAGCUUCUGGGCUUCCGUGCAGAGCGAACGCAGGUCGAAAGGCAUCAAGCCGCAUCUGCCGCCUCUGGAGGAGCGCGCCAAGAUAAAGGCCGACUACCUGAACUCUGGAUAGCGAUAGAUAUCAGCACGACUCUUGCUUUGUAAAAAUAUCUUUUAUUCCGUGAUAUUUUCUACAUCGGUUGUUUUUCCACCCGCGAUAUUACACCCGUAAUCUAUAUUACGCAUGUAUAUAGUCCAACAAAGUAUUUGUAUAUAAGCUUGAAUUAUAUUAAAUCUAACGUCGGAAAGAAA